Molecule: messenger RNA, 2456 nt
Organism: Wyeomyia smithii (pitcher-plant mosquito)
Lineage: Eukaryota; Metazoa; Arthropoda; Insecta; Diptera; Culicidae
Exons: 2
Coding region: 271-1761 (496 amino acids)
Molecular function (GO): nucleic acid binding; zinc ion binding
Source: RefSeq, a predicted model, not a curated record
CAAGUACGUUGCAGUCUUUUAUUGCUCUCGUUUUUUGUAACAUUUACCUGUGAAAACCGUAGCGUUUUUUCGUCAAAAGUGCACUCACGUGUACUAUCAGAACAAUACUAAUCAACCGUGUAUAGUGCUUGAAAAUUGAUAGCCGUUAUCGGUAGAAAUCGGUGAAAAAGAUCUACCUCUUGUGACCGAAAGUGCCGCAGCCUUCAAUUUCAUCGGUUGGCUCCCUACUAGGCCGUUCUACGGCUGAGGGUCAGGGGAAGGGGCUAGACAAUGACGACUGUUGCUUGUAACGUGUGCUCGAUGAAGAUCGUCUCUGAAAACGACAGAAUAUACUGCUUCGGUGGAUGUGAUCAAAUUCUGCACACACGCUGCUCUGAUCUUAGUGAUGCUGCUGCCAAAGCUGUACGUGAAAACAAUGCAUUGCAGUAUAUGUGUUUUGCCUGCAGGAAAAAACAAACCUCACUGAAUGACUUCCAGAAGCAAUUUACCCAGUUGGCAAAAAAAGUAGACGAACUGUUCGAUUGCAUCGAUAAAAUUAAUCUGACGCUACCGAAUUUGGUUAGAGCGGAGUUCGAAAAAAAUAAUGCAGCACUACUGCCUAGUGUUCUCUCGGCUCUUAGUGAUAAAAGUAGAGGCUGUAGCGUGCCAUCUGUGGCCGUGUUUGAAUCUUCUGCUGCCGCUGCUGUUGACAAACCUUCCUAUGCGAAUGUUGUUCGGGAUUCGGAUGAUUUAAACUCGAAGGGGAAAAAGCGCAAAGCUGCUGAUGAUUUAAAUACCAACCGACAAAAGCGUAAAGUAUCGUCUGAGGAUUCAGCGAUGUUUACUCGUGAUGCUGCAGAAUCUGCCAAUAACACUUCGGAAGGUGGUCUAUUACGCUCAGGUAAACGUCGUAACAAUGUGCAACUACCUAUGAACAACCCGAUCAGCACCCCACUUCUGCAACCGCUACCCUUUGUCUCUUGUCAAAGCCCGUGCUCUCCGCAACGCAAAUCUAGUACGAUUAUGAAAAUGGAACAAACAGUUUUGAUUAAGCCAAAUGCUGCACAACCUGCUGAUGCUACUAAAAGCGACAUAUGUGAAAAACUUGACCCGAUUGAAUUUGCCGUUAAAGAGCUGCGAAUGAAAGAGUCUGGUGAAGUGGUUAUUCGAUGUGAGAAUCAGCACCUAGCGUCAAAACUUUUCAAGGCUGCCACUGAUCGGUUGUCAGAGAAAUACACCGUCAGCACUCCGAAGCCGUUGAAACCGAGACUUAAAAUUGUGGGUUUUUCUAAGAGCAUGAACGAAGAAAAGCUAGUAGACUGCCUGAAGAAGCAAAACCAAGCGGCCAGUUCGCUGGAUAUACAAGUCAUUCGGAUCACCUGUAAUGAUAAACGAAAAUCAAAUCAAAUGACUGCCAUACUCGAAACUGACGCACGGGGAUUUGACGUAUUAAUGAAUCUCGAGCGAGUUAUCCUGGCAUGGGAUCGGUGCAGAGUCACGGAGGCGACCGAUGUUGGUCGCUGCUUCAACUGCUCGGAAUACGGACAUAAAGCAGCAGCUUGUGCCAAACCUCCUUGCUGCCCCAAGUGUUCUGGCGAUCACAAAAUCGACCAAUGCCAGGAAGACGCAAAAAAAUGUGUUAAUUGCCAUCAAUUUAAUACCAAACGACAGCCGCCCCCUGACGAGCUGCUUGAUGUCACCCAUUCAUCGUGGAGCAGUGAUUGUCCCAUCUACCAGAAACAACUGAAGAAAGCUCGACAGCGUAUCGAUUUCUCAAUAUAGCAAUUAAAUGCCAAAACAUCUGAUGAUUUCUCGACAGCCGCUUCUAACCAGUGGAAAGAUCUGGUUUGUCCAGGUAAUACUUUUUUAAAUAUAUGUCCUACCGAAGCUUUUGUGGAUACUGCGCCCUCCCUCAAUCGUAUUCAACUACUCCCGAUUAGAUUGGACUCGGAUUCAACCAGCCCAGUUGAUGUCAUCUGUACUCACCAAUUAUCUGAGCAAGCUUGGUCGAAAUCAGACACCGAUUCUUCCGCAAUAACAUCGUGGACUUCAUCAUCGCUGGAUCAUUAUCACCAACUAAACGAACUGGUUGGCCCAGACGAACCCGGAGUUAAACUUCACCGUUCACUCUGCUGAAGCUGCUCUGGUCAAUCGGACCCUGCCACCAGACGCGAUCACUAUUCAUAAACCGAACGAUCAAUCUUUCAGAAAAUUAGAAGUCUACUACCAGAACGUCCGUGGUCUGCGCACAAAAAUAGAUGAUUUUCUUCUAGCAGUAUCUGAAUCAUGUUACGAUGUCAUAGUCUUGACUGAAACAUGGCUCGACGAUAAGAUAUAUUCUUCUCAAUUAUUCGGAAAUUCUUAUGUCGUAUACCGAAUGGAUCGUAACCGCUUUAAUAGCACAAAAACUCGCGGUGGUGGAGUUCUCAUUGCUGUGUCAGUUUCACUAAACAGUUGCAAGGAUCGAACUCCCGUAG